AAUAUGACGUGUAGAAUAGCCCGGCUGAAGUCUGCUGUCUGAAGCUCGUUAGAGUAAAUAAGAUAUUUUCUGGUCUGAACUUCUGAGUUCUGAAGUCAAGUGACAACUCAUUUAUUUUAAUAUUAUUGCUCUGAAAUCUGAAUUCUGAAGACAAGUGCAAAGAGAAUUUAAACACUACGUUCAGAGUUCAGACAAGUGAUUAGUGAAAACGGAAGGCGGAAUUAUUGUGGAUUUAGAAACAAAAAUGGAAGCAACAGGAGACACCACAUAUGAUGUGACGUUAGAUGUACCACCAAAAUAUGGGCUUAAAUUAGCUCUCAAUCAUGAAUUUCCGCUUCAAAGCAAACAAAUAAUUAAACCAAGGCCUAAGCAAAUAUUUGACUUGAUGCCUUUGUCGGCAAGGUACCUAAAAUAUUACAUAGGUCAAAAAAUUAAUAAAAAGCGACCAAUUAUGGAUUAUAUAAACUUAAUAUCUGCACAAAGAAUGUAUGGUUGUCCAAUCGGUGGUAUUGGUGGUGGCACAAUUGGAAGGGGGUUCAAAGGCGAAUUUUGUAGGUUUCAAUUGAAUCCCGGCCUGUAUGAAUAUGUUACCGUGCCAGAAUGUCAGUUCAUUGUCAAUAUAAGAAAUGAAAAUAAUGACACUAUUUUCCAAUCAGUUUUAUCUACAUAUAACAAACCAAAAAAGGCACCAUCGUCGUGGGAGUGGAAUUUGAAUGGUUCCGAGUGUGAAUACACAGCACUGUAUCCAAGAGCUUGGACAACGUACGAUCUAUCAAAAUACGGCAUCAAACUAGUGUGUCGACAGAUAUCACCAGUAAUACCUCAUAACUACAAAGAUACAAGUUUGCCCUGCGCAGUAUUCGUGUUCACGGCUCAAAAUGUCUCCAAAGAACGCCGCACCGUAAGCAUAACAUUCACCUGGACUGAAGUACUUGCGGGUUCCAAUAAGAGGAAAAAUAUCGGUAAAUUGGAUCUAGAAAGAUAUUCAGAGGAGCACACAAGUGGAGUUACGCUGGAGCAAAAAGUGGCUGAAAUGCCACUCACUUUCACAAUAGCUAAGAGAAAAGAGGAGAAUGAAAAGAUUCACGACGGUUACUGUUUCUGGAACUCCACAAAGACCUCCAGCUAUGUGUGGGAUUGUUUAAAGAGUAAUGGCAGACUGCAGCCUGACCCAAGCCUUACGCCGACACCACUAAAAAGCUCCGAUAAAGAUACUAAGAAAAGUGAAAAAGAAAAGCCAAAGAAGAUUUAUAAAAAUGACUCCGUCGGGCUCUCAAGCACGAUUUCGUUGGACCCUGGUGGAUGCAACGCGUCUGAAUUUUGUUUGGUUUGGGAUAUGCCUAUGAUUAAGUACAAUAAAGAUAAAAAAGUUCACAAAAGAUAUUAUACAAAAUAUUUUGGUAGCGAUGGUAUAGCGGGGGCCAGCAUAGCUGCUUACGCGCUUAGGAAUUAUAAGAACUGGGAAAAGCAACUUGCAGAGUGGCAAGAGCCCAUACUUAAUAACAGCAAUAUACCAGACUGGUUAAAAUGUGCCUUAAUGAAUGAGCUUUACUUCGUGGCGGAUGGCGGAACGAUAUGGUUCGAUGUUAGUGAUGAGUUUCCGGAAUAUGAUCCCAGGCAUGAGUUCGGUAUCUUUGGAUAUUUAGAGGGGCACGAAUACAGGAUGUAUAACACGUAUGACGUUCAUUUCUACGCUUCUUUUGCCUUAGCACAGCUGUGGCCUAAUUUACAGGUAGUAUUACAAUACAUGUAUCGAGAAACGAUAGGAAUCGAGUCGCCGCUGUAUAGAACAUCGUUGUACGACGGAAAGUCAGUGAGCUUAAAAGCGAAGGACUCGAUACCACACGACUUGGGAGAUCCGGAUGAUUUCCCCUUCACAAAUAUAAAUGUAUAUAACAUACACGACGUAUCAGAAUGGCGCGAUCUAAAUCUCAAAUUCAUAUUACAAGUGAUACGAGACUAUCGACUCCUAAGAGCUCACAGCGCUCCGUUUCCAAACGAACGGUACCAAUCCAUGGCGUACAUCGACGACAUCAGAGACGGAACCGAAGACGACCUCUACACACGAUCAACCGAACAACAGGACGUUCGAUCUUCAGAUCUAUCCGCGGACUCAUCCGUCAACCCGUCACCGGAACCAACCAAACAAGAAGUGCCGGACAUCUUAGACUUAUUAUACAGAAGCUCUGAAGCUGUACCGGAAUGCAGGGAACUGAUCGAGCCACGGGAGAAUGUCUCAGUGUGGGAUUCGAAGUCGUAUCUCGUCGAUAUGUAUCCGUCCUGCUCGGCCUUGUUGAGGAAAUCGCAAGCGUGGGACAAGGAUGGCGACGGGCUAAUAGAAAAUGGCGGCUUCCCGGAUCAAACUUAUGAUGCUUGGGUUAUGUCUGGGCCGAGUGCGUACUGUGGCGGUCUGUGGGUGGCUGCAAUAAGCGCGGUGCAGACCAUGGCUCGCAUACUUGGCAACACUGAAGACGAAAAGGAGUUCGCGGAUUUAUUGGAACUGGCCAAGAAGUCUUACGAAGAGAAACUGUGGAACGGCUCCUACUAUCUCUUCGACACGAAACCUUCUAACAAGAAGGUUGUAAUGGCUGAUCAGCUUGCAGGACACUGGUUCCUGCGUGCGUCUGGUUGGACCGAGCAAGUGUUCCCCGAGGCGAACGUGAAACGAGCGCUGCAGACGAUAUUCGACAACAACGUGAAGAAGUUUCUGGAAGGAAGGUGCGGCGCGGUGAACGGAUUCGUGAGGAACGCGCGGGGAGGGGGACAUGUUGACACCACGGCGCUGCAGAGUGAGGAGGUGUGGACCGGCGUCACCUACGGUCUGGCCGCGCUGAUGCUGUACGAGGGUAUGCACGAGCAAGCGUUCGUAACAGCCGGGGGAUUGUACAACACUCUUACCAGAAUGGGCUUAGCUUUCGAAACUCCUGAGGCCUUGUAUGAAAAUGGGAACCAUCGCUCCAUCGGCUACAUGAGACCCUUGGCUAUCUGGUCAAUGUACCAAGCCAUCUUGACCCGGCCUCCACCCAAAAAUACCACCAAUGGACACAUUCACGUCGAAAGUGAUACAACAUUUUUGUGAUUAAAAAGUGUUUAACUCAAUUCUGGUUGGGAAUUAUAGGAUUAUAUCUUUAUUAUUGAAUUAGGCGUUACUUGGCGGAAAUCCAUAAUUAUCCAAAUUCUUGAGUGUCAAAUUCUGUCACGAGACUGCCAUAUCACGUCGAUCAUCUGCAGAGUUUCGUUUCAACGAUUGACAAUCAAGAAAACUCACAAAUUUUGGAUGAUUAUAUAUUUUUUGGAUUGUACCAUGCACUAUGGUGGUUGUGGCUAUCUCACUAAUUGGCCGUACACUGGGCUUAGCCUGUACCUAAAAAAGAGAAAAUACAAAACGCGAGGUUAAGGUUUAACAGGUACUAAACGGAACAUUGGUAAUUGAGGGUAUAUUUAAUUUAAAAUGAUAUGAAAUAUCAAUAAAAUAUUAUGAAAAGUGUUGAUAAUCUUGAAUGGCUUUAUACCCCGGACAAGAAACAAUGAAUUAAGAAGCUUUAAACCUAGUAUAAAAUAGUUUACUAUAGAGCUAGGAUAAAAAAUCUUACAGUAAAAUCGGGGUUUUAUAAAUCGAUUCGUUAACGAUGACAUUACUAUCAAUGCCUUGAAAUAAAUCUUUUUGUAGCCUAUAGAUUCGUGAUAGAAAUAUUAUUAGUAUAUUAGAAGAUACCUCAUGGUUCCUUUUUUAAAUAGUUUCUUAAUGUCACAUAAUAUCGAUAUCUCAGUUUCAAAGAGUAACAAUUCACAGAAGAGUUCUCAAACAAAAUUCAAACAACACCUCGAAAUACUUCAUUAAUGUAUGAAAGGAAAAUAUUUAUUGGAAGUAACUAAACUGCAUUCACUUAUCGACUUGUUUCUCUAUGGUAAUGGUGAGUUAUGGGUUUUGGAAAAAUUUCUCAUACUUUUCACAAACUCAACGAAUUUUAGACUUGUUUCAUUUUGGAACUGAUGUAUCGAUAUAAUUUAAUUUAAUACGACACUAAAAUGAAACCUUUUAUUUGUGGCAAUGGCUGUGAAUAAUAAAUAAAAGAAUGUUAUUAAAUUUAUUAAAGUAUUUAAAAACAAUAAAAACACGUAAUUUGACAAAGGCUUGAAGUUGUUGAAAUUUCUAAAGAUAUAUCUUGUAAUUCCCUAAGCAGUUUUGAUCAUCAAGUGCAAUAAACUUACGCUUAAGAAACCUAAUGUUACCAGUGGCAAAUUCUUAGAAAAUUUCUCACCUGUUCGGUUGUGCACAAUUAUGGUAUUAACUAUAGUAAAUUGUACGGUAUUAUUUAUCAAUUAUUAAUAGAAGUAAUAAUGGAUUGUUUUUUUUUUAAUGUCUAAAUUGUCUGUUCGCCGAGAGUUGAUAAAUACUAUGGGACGUAUCGCGACUGUCGUUUAACUAUCGCAAUCUGUAUCAAGUAUGUGGUACGAGGGACACAUAUGUUAUAGUUAUUUAUGUAACUAUUGUGUUAUUAAACCCCUUAAUAACCCUUGUAUUAUAACACGAAUGUGGGUUUAUGAUAAUAGUAUCACAUGAGUGUUUUAAUACCUAAUUAUCAACAGUUGCAUACAAAACUUUACUACCCUAAUAUGAAUUCUCUACAUAAAAGAUUCUGAAACAGUUAGCUUACUGCUAAUAUUUAAAAAAAGCCAGUCCUCGUAACCAAAGGAGUGUUAUUGUGAAAACGGAUAAUGUAAUGUUGUACUGAAUUUCAUUACAACACUCGUUUUGAUGAUGUAAUGGUUAUUAGGACAUUGAGUGUUUUAAUGUAGGCAAUAAGCUAACAGUUUUAGAAUCUUUAAUAGAGGAUUUAACGCAUGGGCGUAGAUAAAUGAAUUUACAAGCAAAUAUAUCUUUUCCUGGCACAGUAAAGUCUAAAUGCCUAGUUUGAUGCUACGUUCAUAGAUUGAAAAUGCGUAAAAACCAUGUUGAAAUCAUUUAAUUUUUAUUCACUCUCGUCGAACAGAGUUUAGUCAAUAAUAGCUAAGUAGUGUGUUUAUCCAUAUACAUAAUAAUUUUAUCGCCGCACUAUAAGCAAAUGAAAAAAAAAAUCAUGUAAUAACUUGCGUGUGGGGUGAACUCAUGGUAAUCAGUAAUCACCGCCGCCGGUAGUAACACCAGAGGAAGUACAAGAACGUUGCCGCCUGUGAAAGAAGUUGUAAUUACGGGCACUUAACAAAUUCUAUUUGUCAGGCGUGAAAAGAACAAUCUAGAUUUGGAGCCCUGUAGUAACACAGGAUAAAAGUGGACUGUAUUAUGAAUUUUAUUUAUUUGUUAUGAUUAUAUAAAUAUGAAAGUAUCUAGUGAUGAAAACUAAAAAGACUUCUUGAAUGUUUGUAAUGUUCUCAAUGUGCUCCUCAAUAUUGUUUUUUCCAUCAGACUAAGUUAGACAGCUAAUUAAUUUUAACGGGUUUUCUAGACGAAUUUGAGUGGUGAAAAGUGCAGUUUCCUUCUAAGACCAAAAACGUUAUUUCGUUCGUCUGGAGUUUCGUGGGAGCAUGGAUAGCAAUGAUAGCUAUCAUAAUACUAACAAUAAUGAUUGUUCGCGUAUUUCGGCGUUUUUACACUAAUGACAAUCACUCGCUGUAGCAUAAAUCAUCAGUGCGCAUGGGACGGACGAGCCCGUUUAUCGAUAGUUGUACUUGUCUGCCUAUCUAUCAAUUUGGUAUGAAUUCGAAUCAAACUAUAUUAUGUUUCGAGUCUAUUUUAGGUUAUACGAAUGUUUCAUUUGUAAAUCUCGAUGGGGAAAUUAACCACUUUUCGUAAAAUGGAUUGUCGGGGUAUUAUUAUUAAUGAUUAUAGCACAAUUAUUAUUAUUAUUAUUUGCAAGAAAAAACAUACUUGUCUGUUGUGUACAUAUAAUAAAUAUUGCUUUUAUUUCUCUCAUAACAUCGAUACGACAGUGGAACAUCACUAUGCCUACCGUAAGAGUGCGACACAGAGCGCACAUUCGGACGAGUGUUUGAGAUUACUGUACGAUAAAUAACGAAUAAAAUCAAUUUAAUUACGCAUUUUAAAUACGGGGUGUUUUUUAUCAUGUUAGAUGGAUUUUAAAAUGAUAAAAUCGCUCUAAAUAUUAAAUAAUAUUAUGAUUUUACCGACUAGUAACGUAACACCAAAUAUACAACGAUAUUAGACAUGCAUAAUUAUCGAAGUCACUAAGAUUAAUAAAAAAAAUAUUUAUUAUUUAAUUUUUAUAAAAACAAUAAUCAUUUUUUAACUUUUGUAUUUUCUUGUGUUAGGUAUUAUUUAUUAAAUUUAUCUUAGAUAAUUUAUACGUCUACAUAGACUGACAGAUAUGAAUGCGACGAAAAAAGAGCUCCGAAUUAUUAACCUAAAUUUUCAGCAACGCAUGCGCACUAAAAUAUAGUGGCAUACGUAUUGCGAGUGCAAGACUUAGCUUGUUACGCACACUAAAGUAAUAAACCUGGCCUGUUGUCAUGCGUUGCCUGUACGAGGAUUCAUCUAGACAUAUAAAUUAUCUAAAAAAAAUAUUUGCAUCUUUGCCUUUUGUUAACUUUUUUGAUGUAUACGUAAUUAUUGUAAAAUGAAAUGUAAACAAAUAAUUUCAAAUCGGGAUUAAAUCCAUUCUUAUAAAAUA
Leptidea sinapis is the source of this 6629-nucleotide messenger RNA. RefSeq names its product non-lysosomal glucosylceramidase. Gene Ontology annotation, molecular function: glucosylceramidase activity; beta-glucosidase activity. Gene Ontology annotation, cellular component: membrane. NCBI's taxonomy places the organism in Eukaryota, Metazoa, Arthropoda, Insecta, Lepidoptera, Pieridae. The transcript has 16 exons. Bases 245 to 3079 code for a protein of 944 amino acids. Gene Ontology annotation, biological process: glucosylceramide catabolic process; carbohydrate metabolic process. The record is from RefSeq and is a predicted model, not a curated record.